Molecule: messenger RNA, 1968 nt
Organism: Closterium sp. Yama58-4
Lineage: Eukaryota; Viridiplantae; Streptophyta; Zygnematophyceae; Desmidiales; Closteriaceae
Source: the annotation of a GenBank genome assembly
AUGACAAAUGUAGAAUGCCGCGCGAGUCGCGGCGGAGGAAACGGCGGAGAUUUCCCGGACACGGAUUGGAUGACGCGGACAGACCCGUGGGAGCUGCUAGGCGUCGCGGAGGGGUCGUCCGCCGACGAGAUUAAAGCCGCCUUUCGCGCCAAGAUCAAGAACGUCCAUCCUGACGUGUACCGAGGGGAGCUGGACGCUGAGGCAAUCACAACCCGGCUUGUGCUCGCAUAUGAGUUGCUUCUAGAGGAGGUGGAAAACCCCACGGGAGGCAGGAGACAUGUGUGCCUGUGUGCCUGUAUGCCUGUAUGCACAUCCUUGGAUGUGAACCAGGACAAGUAUGUGUUGACUUUUGAGUCGACUCAAAAGUCAUCUACGCAGACGUGUGUGCCUGUAUGCAUGCGUAUGGAGGAGGAGGAGGAAGAGGAAGAGGAGGAGGACGGAGACCUCUGGCCCUGGGUCAACGAAAUCCGCUGCCUUGGUCAAUCCUGUCGCUCCAGCUGCAUAGUGACAGCGCCAUUCCUCUUCUCCUAUGCGGAGGACACUGCAAGAGCCCGCGCCAUGUCUCCUGAUGCCUUCCAAGGGUGGACGGUGGGAGGGGAGACUAAGGACAGGGCUCGUUACUGUGUCAACCUGGCUGUGGGACAAUGCCCCGAGCUUUGUAUACAUUAUGUAACAUCGGCCCAACAUGCUGAAUUAACUGGAAAGCUACAAGGGAUCAUAGAUGGGAUGGUACCCCUGCAAGAGGGUGCGUUUGAUAUCCAGGCGUACAUAGCUAAAGCCACAUAUGAUAACAACCGUCGACCACGACCAAAGCGAAGGCCUAAAGCAGAAGGCGAAUACGUGGACUGCACCGGCAGCGGCCCCAACACAGUCACACUAGUUAUAAUCCGCCUGCUGGUAGGCAUCGCCCAGGGAUUCAUAUUCCCCGCUAUACACACCGUUUUGGCACAGUGGACUCCCCCUCACGAGAAAUCCCGCGCAGUGAGUCUGUCUAUGUCGGGGAUGUACCUCGGAGCUGGCAUAGCCAUGCAGAUUCUACCGGGAUUAGUAGCUUCUAGAGGCCCCGAGUCGGUAUUCCAAUUAGUAGCAGCUAUGGGCGUCGCGUGGACUAUUUUGUGGAUUAAGUACGCCUCGGAUCCGCCUGGGGGGCCUACAGCGUUUGCGCAUGUGCCUGUGGGAGGGGGGAUGGGGGGGCAUAAGGGGAGUGAAGCGGAGCUCCUUCCGCUGGUGAAUGGGGAGGGGGAGCGGGGGAGGCUAGGCGGAACAGGCGCUCCCGUGUGGGCCAUAGUAGCUAAUAACUUCACCUUCCACUACGCCCUAUACGUCCUUAUGAACUGGCUUCCUACGUACUUCCACCAGGCUUUAAACACCAGCCUGCACAACGUAGGGUCGGGUAAAGCCAUGCCAUACUAUAUCAUGACGCUCUUUUCCAACGUAGGAGGUGUACUCGCCGAUCACUUAAUCGCGAAACGGUACCUGACUGUAGGGGGUACAAGAAAGGUCCUCAACACGAUCGGAUUCUUCGCGUCAGCAGUCGCCCUAGCCCUCACCCCCGUGCUCAAAUCCGUCAACGGGGCGGUUCUCUGCUCAUCUCUCACGCUAGGCGCCUGUGCAAUCGCCCGGGCGGGCUUUGCAGUAAACCACAUGGAUAUAGCGCCGAGGUUUGCAGGAGUUGUGAUGGGUGUGUCGAAUACAGCAGGGACUAUGGCGGGCGUGGUGGGGGUGGCGGCUUCUGGGCUGAUUCUAGAGGCGUUUUCGGGUGGAGAGGGGUCGGGAGGAGUGGGGAGCGGUGGUGGGGAUGGUGGAGUGGGAGGAGUGAGUGGUGUGGGAGGGGGAGCAGCGGGAGGGGGAGGAGGAGGGGGGAUUGAUCCGGGGUGGUGGUGGGUGUUCUUCACGCCAGCGUCCCUGUGUGUGGUCAGUGCUUUGAUCUUUGACGCGUUUGCCACGGGAGAGAGGGUCUUUGAGUGA